AAUAGAAAUGUCAGAACGAGCGCUUCGAAGAACAACUUUUAGUGGUAGAUUGCUUCGUUUCAAGGAGGAAGAAGAAGAAAUUGAUAGGAAAACUGCAAUUGUGAAGGGAGGAAUUUACAUGGCAUUGGAUAUUGUUAUUGUGCUCGGUAUCAGUUGUUCAUUGUUUCUCUGGUUUUCUGGAUCAGGUAUCAAUCCCUACGAAAGAGCCAUGCCAUGCGGAGAUAUCUCUAUUCAGCAGCCGUUCAAAGAAAAUACAGUCGGACUUAAACAUCUUCUUGUUAUAACUCUCGGAUCUCCGUUCCUGAUUGUUGCUUUAGUAGAGGCAAUUCUUCACUUCAAGUCAAAGGGUUCCAACCGACUUGCCAAAUUCUUCUCAGCUACUACUAUCACUUAUUUGAAAUACCUUCUGAUGUAUGCAGCAUGCACAUUUGCAAUGGAAUUUCUCAAGUGCUAUGUUGGACGUCUUCGGCCACACUUUUUCAGUGUCUGCAAACCAGAUUGGUCGAAAGUCGAUUGUACUGACAAGCAAAGCUUUAUUGAUUCAAGCGAUCUUGUAUGCACCAACCCAAAUCCUCGCAAGAUCCGUACUGCCCGUACAUCAUUCCCGUCUGGACAUACAGCUGCUGCUUUCCAUGUGUUUCUUUUUGUUUAUAUCUACUUGAGAAGAAUGGCUGAAAAUACUGGGAUCAAGGAGAUCAUCACCAUUCGGAAUAUUCUCGUCCCCUCGUACGCACUUUGGACUGUUUUUUGCGCAGUUACAAGGGUUACCGAUAAUUGGCAUUUUCCAACUGAUGUCCUUGGUGGCGUUAUUCUGGCAGUUGUCUUCAUUAUCCCAGCAUUUUAUAGUUCAUGGACUACCACAGAGAUGAUCUACAAAACACGCAAAAUUGAACCGGGGAAUCAAAACAAAAAAACCGAUUGAAAUUCAUGUUGCAUUAUUUUUAGUUUAAAGUUUUUCCAUUCACCUUUUGUCCAUCCUAUUUUAUUCAAUUUUACUGUCUUGGGUAGGAUACGAGUUUCUCCUUGAAGAUUCACUUUUAAAAAUUUUUAAUUUUUUUCUAUUAUUAAUUGUUGAAUAUUUAUUCGAGAAAGAAACACAUUUUUC
Messenger RNA from Caenorhabditis elegans, 1105 nucleotides. It is a transcript of the gene plpp-1.3, whose product is annotated as Phosphatidic acid phosphatase type 2/haloperoxidase domain-containing protein. Gene Ontology annotation, biological process: phospholipid metabolic process. Gene Ontology annotation, cellular component: membrane. The record is from RefSeq and is marked reviewed. The transcript is spliced from 9 exons. Lineage: Eukaryota; Metazoa; Nematoda; Chromadorea; Rhabditida; Rhabditidae. The coding region runs from base 8 to 922 and encodes 304 amino acids.